Messenger RNA from Hylaeus volcanicus, 6668 nucleotides. Its product is annotated as monocarboxylate transporter 2-like. The record is from RefSeq and is a predicted model, not a curated record. The coding region runs from base 2294 to 4315 and encodes 673 amino acids. Gene Ontology annotation, biological process: transmembrane transport. NCBI's taxonomy places the organism in Eukaryota, Metazoa, Arthropoda, Insecta, Hymenoptera, Colletidae. Gene Ontology annotation, molecular function: monocarboxylic acid transmembrane transporter activity. The transcript has 10 exons.
UGGUGGAUCAACAUCAUUCUAGCUAGAAGUACUAAUUAAUAUUCAAAUUGUUUAAUCGACAAACCAGCCACAGUUUGAUAAAGCACACUUACCUACAAUUAUCAAAACAUUUUUCUUCAAUUUUUCUCAAAACGUAAACUCGCCAAGUUGUCGACAGGCGUUUCUGAAUUAAACCAGGCCGAUCGAUUAUCGCGAUAAAAUCGACACGCAGGAUCGAUUACAAGCGUCGUCGACCGUUCUCGUGCGAACCAACAGAUCCUAUCACGCUCGCGAAACGGGUUCCCCCGCUGAUCGCGAGCCGAUAAUUACUCCUCCCCUUCUUUCCUUUGAUCUCUUAUCGCCGACCAGUCGGGAUCUCGCUUGAAAAAUUAAAAUCUGGUUAUGAUUUCUGUUCCUCCGACCUUUUUCGCAUUUCACGGUUGAUUUCUCCCUGCGUGGAUAAUUUACUGGCGAACACUGAUCGCGCGGAGAUACGGCGAUAACGUAUCGGCUCCCGUCACGUAGCGAUAUGCAAAUUGUUACGGAAUAAUCGAGUGAAAUUAGCGAACGCUCGUUAACUUGGCAGCGACACGUAAAACAAAGAUGGAUGAAAUAGUAACGUCUGGGAAUAGUAAUCGAGGACCUGUUAAUGUAUAAACUUCUAUGCUUUUCUUCGGUUCGUCGCUGAUGCUUGCGUAGCGAUUGAUCAGCUUUUUCAGCAUGAAAACUUUCCGCGACGUGACGCUGAUUUAUUAUUGCGCGGGAAAUCGAUUGAAUUGCUUUAUCGAUCAAUCCAGAAGGCUCGAAGUGUGGGUGUCUAAAUUCAUUCCGGACUUUGAAUUACAGUUUCAUGCUGCAUCAACUUCGGCUUUGCAGAUUUUCGAAUGAAAUUCUUAAUGAAUCAUUACGUAUUUCUUGUUCUCUGUUUGAUUUUUUGUUAAAAAAAGAAGGUUUACAAAGAAAUCUUUGGCUUUCUUGACAGUCACACGUAUUAAAAUAAUAUUAGGUUUCCAUCAGAUUUCGUGGGCCACUUCAAACGUUGCUCUAGAUUUGUUUAUAUGAAUAUUUAUUAAUGGGACUCGUGCUCAAAAUGAAACAAUUGUAACAACUAUACACACGUGGCUAUUUGACUAAAAAUAAUUUCUUUUAAAUUAUGAUAGUUUACCCCAUCUCUUAUUCUUCUAAAUUUCCUUCAAUAACAAUAUAGUUACAAUGAGUUUCCCAAGAAGAUCAUGCAUACUUUCAGUUAAAAUAAAAAAAAAAAAAAAAAUCAUAUGCAUUCCAUACAACUUACGUUUGACUAAAAACAACAUUCCCAAUGCUCCCAAUGUUGAAGACCUGCACAAUGAAAUAAUGUUUCACGCUUAUCUGAAUACCUUUCAAUUGAACAAACGUUGCGAUUAGAUUGCUGCGCAGACUUUCUAUUUCCGUUCUAUCGUCGGAAUAAAAUAGAGCCACCGAGCGCGGUUUCCAGCGCGAACUUAUGGCCGUGAAAGCACGUGGCGAGGUCGGAGAACGAGGGGAUUGGCCCGUUUGGUUUCCCCUACGCAAGCUCGCCGCGAUCCUCUUCUGGGAACCUUCUAACUGGAUCCAGUUCGCACCGCGUCCCUCGUCCAGCGUGUCGUGACCUUUCGCUCGUGAUUCGCGAUUCCUGUCACGGAACAUCUGUCAAGUUCAGUUCGGAGAGAGACAUUAGCUUUCUCGGAUUCAAACAGUUCUAGAUUCCAGACGAGUAAACAAACUUGGGGAACGGUUAACUUCGAGAGUGUUAUGGUGGCACGUGGACAGAAUUCCCAGUGCAAAACAUUAUACUCCUUUUUUAUUCAAAUUUGGUCGUUCCACGAAGAUCGAGGAAUUAAUCGCGAGAAUGUCUCAUGCUUUCAAAUGAGAAGCUUUCAGGAUAUCGAGAGGAGGAAUACAUUUCUUGAUCCUGGGGUCAGAGUCGAUUAACUGAAAUUCUAUUUGAGAAGUUCGUAGGUCCGUGGGAUCGAAUAAUAUUUAUUUUUUAAAAGAUGAUGGAAGAUCCUGAGGUGAAAAUAGUGAAAUAGAUUCCAGUAUCGCGAGCAUCGUGGCAGAAUACCGGAGGGUGAAGGAGAGGUGGGCCGUGGGAGAGCACAGGGUGACAGCUUUUGUACCAGCAAAUUCACCCCGUCGAGUGUCCACGCGCUGCUGAAACAGUUUCCCGUCUUUUGCAACGCGAACGAUAAAUUGCAGCAGCGGUUGAAAAGGUUGGGGGCGAAACGAUGAGAAACAAAAGAUAGUUUGGCCGGCAUGAACGGUGCGUUUCUCGUGGAAAUAACCUUGAGGUAGAGGGAUGAAGACUCGAGACCACCGCGGAAGGGAUGGACUUCAGAGUCCCGUUUUCGAGGACAGCGGGGUGGCGAUUUCCGGCGAACAUGGCGAAAACUCGUCCUCGGGCGAGGGCGAGGGGAGCGUUUGUCUGCGAAAGCCUGGAGCACCGAUAGGAAACGAGGAGGAUGAGAAUCGGGAUCCCAGAUACAUUGCACGAUGUACCAUAAGACAGCAUUACUACCCGGAGAGUGGUUGGGGUUGGGUGGUCGUUGUGACCGGCGUUAUGGUGCAAAUUCUCUCCACGGGAAUUCACGGGGCUGUCGGAUCCUGGCUGCUGUUGGAGGGAACGAAACGAUACCGCCAACCCCUAGUCAACGUAGGAUGGCUAGGUGCAAUGUCGACAGGAGUUGCCCUGCUGGUUUCACCUGUGACGAUAGCGUUUUGUCGAAGAAAGAGCACCAGGCUCACUGCAGUUUUGGGUGGACUCGUUACUGCGCUUGGUUGUCUCUUCACUUCGUUCGCAUCGCAGUUCCAUCAGCUGUUCUUCAGCUACGGGACUGUUGUUGGUAUAGGUGUUGGCAUGACGAGGGAUUGCAGUACUCUGAUGGUGGCGCAAUAUUUCAAGAGAAGAAGGGAGCUGGUCGAGAUUUUCAUUGUGUCCGGAAGUGGCCUUGGUAUCGCUGUCAUGUCAGCGUUCAUAAAAGGAGCGAUUAGCAAGAUUGGUUGGCGCUUGGGUCUUCAGGCGGUGACAGGCGUGGUUUUCCUCACUUUUAUUUUGGGCACUUUUUAUCGAAGCGCGUCCCUGUAUCAUCCCCAGCGCAGAGCGAUUCUUCACCUGAAAAAUCAAAAGCGCAAGAUCAAGGACAAGAACAAGACGGACGACAGGCCGCCGUUCUUCGACUUCAGCACGCUGAAGAGCAAGACCGUUAGGAUACUGCUAGUGUCCACUGGAAUAUCCGCCUUUGGGAUCAACACGCCGAUAUUUUACUUGGCACAUCAGGCUGAGGAAGAAGGUCUGGGCGACACGGUGAUUCUGCUCCAGGCGUAUCUGGGCCUUGCCUGGACCCUAGGUUGCGUGGCCUUUGGUCUUCUCGUUGUCCAUCGCAGCGUGGAAUGCAGGAUAGCGCGUCAGUACCUGACGCAGGCGGCAGUCUUCGUCUGCGGACUCUGCAUCCUGGCCCUCACCGCUGUUCAAGGGAAUUAUCACGGAUACGUCAUGUUUGCCUGGAUUUACGGCAUCUUCUGUGGCGGCUACCACUACAGCCUCAAAAUGUACACGUACGAGAGAGUGAGGGCGAGGAACUUUGCGAGAACUUGGGGUUUUGUGCAAUGCUCUCAAGCCAUACCAAUUGCAAUCGGUGUUCCCAUUUCUGGAUACAUGAACGUCGGCUGCGGCGGAAAGGCUGGUUACUAUUUCAGCUCCACCUGCGUUCUCGUCGGCAGUUUCACCCUAUUUUUCAUAGAUCUUCAUAGAAGGAAUUUGUCGAGGCACAAACACACCAGGUCCAACGGGACCAAGCAUCUCUGCAUUUCGGACGCUUGCCCGCAACGUCGACGACUGUCGUUCAGCCAGGAACCGGAAAACGACGUUCCACACGUCGCAGCAGCUGGGGCUGCCGCGGCUGCGCUCGUUCUUGGCACGGAUAUUUCACCACCACCAGGUGAGAUGAUCGACGCGAUCGCCCCUGAGAAACCUGAACUGACCUGCAUCUCCGAGGAGGGGAUCGCCGACAUGGAUCUCCCGGACAACAUGCUCGAGGAUCUCGAUUACAUAGGCGAUUGCAUAACCUCGUGCAACAAGGUCGAGAACUAUCUGAUGCUCUCGGAGUUCGAGAAUAAUCUGAUCGCCGAGAUGCCGAUCAUCACCGAUCGUCGAGGUCGCAGAUGGUCCCUGGCGCGAUCGAAAGGUAGUCGAACGAAUUUCGAACGAGCAGUGGGAGUUCAACCGACGAUCGAGGAAGCCAAUUCCAAACCGAAAUGGCACGCGGCAAAUGUUGCUCCUAGUAAUAGGGUGAUCACAGUGAUCGACGAAGCCAGCGCGUAACACGAUCGAGAUUGAAUAACGAAUCCACAAGAUCUAACGACACUCGAGGAAAAUAGUCAAUGUAUGGAUCGAUAACUACAUUGUGCUGUACCAUAAAUAUUCGUUGUUUUCUAAGUGUAAUCGAAUAACAUAUUGAUUACAAAGCGGAGGCACAUGUGCUCCGAACCUUGGCGAUCGUUGGCACAUGUGCCUUCGAUUGCCUCGCUUGAUUCUUUGAUCCACAUACGAUUUCCAGCCAAUAGUGAAUGAAUAGCUUAACCUGUAAACUUUUACAACGAUAUGUGACACUCAAAUUCAUUUAAAAAUUUUAUCCCUUCAUUUGAUUAAAAAAAAAAAAAUAGCAAAUAAUUAUGGUACAACCCAGUACUCCGUAAAGAACCACGAAUUCACUUUUUUAUUAACCUUGUUCUCCAGAAACAAAAUGUAAAUACAAGAACUGUAUCGAGCAGGGUGAAAGGGCGAGGUUUAACGACCCCCAAGUACAACCUAAUUUAAAUUCAUAGCCAACGAAUUGAUUUUCGAAACAGUCGAUCGCAAUAGUACAAAAAUAAAGGAUAUUAUUGUGCAAUUAUUAAUACAGUAUAAAUUAAAGACUCGUACUAACAGUGCCACUUGUGUUUUGGGAAUAACGAGGAACUGAUUUUUCUUAUCAUUGCACUGCCUUCGAGAAUUCGUCUUGGUUGUUCCUUUUUUGAUUUAAGGUACCGUUAGAAGUCGUAAUAGCGAUAGUUGGCGAACAAUGGCACGCUAAUCUGUACAGCGUUCGGCGCUCGAUAGGAGCGCGAGAUUCCAGUAGGGGUCGCUUAAUUCGCGGUGCAAUUAAGGACAAUAACGUCGACUUUCGACGAGAGGAACCACGGAAACGUUCCGUCCACAGGGGAGUAACCUCGACUCGCCGUCGGCGUAUUUGUUUACGCUUCGUGUCAGUUCACUGCCACGCGUAGAUGCACAAGUUAAACGAUCACCUAUUCCCACGAAAACCUAGAAACUCCGUAUUUUUAUAGAGAUCAAAUCCAGAGGUUUACAAUUCUUCAGAUUCAUCCGCAAGAAAAAGCCACUGUUCUAAGUUCAUUUCACAAAUUUUUUCGGGAUAAUUACGCUGAUAAAUAUAUUCAAAAAUUAAAUAAAAAUGUCACGAUCUGCAAUAUCAGCAAUAGCUAGGAGGUUUAUUGAUUAGAAGUCGAAGGAGGAACGAAUACCAAUCAAAGAAAUAAGAUAAUAAAAGAAGUGAAAUCCACUGAACCGAAAACCUAAUUUUUAACACAAUCAUCUACAUCGAUAUCCUUGCCAACACUGAAACAUGCAAAUCUCUACUCGAGACCAGCAGUUAAAAAUUGAAAAGCAAUUUUUAAUGAGCCUUGUAAUUUGUAAUUGAAUUCUGGAGAUUCACUGGAAUAAAUUAGAGUGGCGAAUGGUGAUCGUUUAAUUCCUGUCGAUGUAUAAAACUAGAAACCGUGACCUGGAGUGUCCAUCGAGGAGAAAUCGGUUGAACUAAAGGUCGAUGCUUACACGUAGGCGAAGCUAGCUAAAGGUAUUGAAACUAGUCCAAUCGGAGCUCGUACGCAGCGAUAAGUGGUAUAGUAUAACGAUGCAAAUAUAUAGCCAGAAGACAAGAAUUUAUCUUUGUACCGUCGUUCGAGACGUUUUGAGAGCUUUUCGACGAGCAAACGUUCCUCUUCGGGGAACGAGCGAGCCGCGAACGGUACAAGAGCCCAGAGAUAACGAUAACUAUUUAUUUAACAAACUAUUUAUAUUAGAAAUUACAUACGCAUGUCAUGUACAUAGACACUCGCUUCUAUACGUGAUGACAAACGUGUAUCCAUGCGUGUGGUAAUGCAAUCUAGAUUAUUAUCGAUUAAGGAGCUCCGGAUUAGUCGAGCGCGAUGAAUUUCCAACUAAAUUCGAUUCUAAAAUAAAUUUCUAAAAGAAGGAAUUAGUAUUAAAGUAAAAAGAGAUUGCAAUUUCUUGCGGUUGAGUUAGCGCGAAAAUAAUUUUAUUCUUUCGCACCGAGAUGAUAUUUUGGAAAAUAUUGAAUACGAAGAGUGGUGGUAACAAAGAUGAUGUUGAAGAUAUUUUCAUCGAACGAUCCAGUCGCGAAAUAUUUUUAAUUAAAGGUGCCCCGUGUUCGCAGGAUGUUAAACGAGCAACAUUUUCAGUUGCGUUCGUCGUAUCGUCGCUAUCGAGACGAUAACGCGAGACAACUAGUCGACCGUGUAAACGAAUGUGUGUACAAGGAACAAUAAUUUACGAAUUACCGUUUAUUCCGCGAAAUACAGCAAGUCGAGCAACACCGAACAAACUGCCUAUAUUGUAAUACUGUAACGUUGUUAAUACAAAAUUGUGAUUUUACCAA